AUGAUUUUUAAUCCAGUUUCACGGAAUCGUUUCUUCCUUAGUAAAGUUCGAUGGCAAAUUUCAAUCCUUGCUCAUAUCGGUUUCGCCAUCUCAUUUGCUAUCCGUUCAAAUUUCGGUGUCGCGAAGAGUCGAAUGAUCACAAAUUUCACGGAUGCCUGGGGAGAAGAUCACGUGAGUUCCGUUACAUCGGUUAAUACGUCAAAAAUAAGCAGUACUAGGAUAUUAAUAUACCAAAGUAAAACUGAGCUGUACCAAGUGACUAUGUUUUUCUCAAACAUAACCCCCAUAUAUAAUCCCGUUUCUGGCAAAUUACGAAAACAAGAAACGUUCAUUGUGUUCACGAACUAA
Strongylus vulgaris is the source of this 348-nucleotide messenger RNA. The record is from the annotation of a GenBank genome assembly. NCBI's taxonomy places the organism in Eukaryota, Metazoa, Nematoda, Chromadorea, Rhabditida, Strongylidae.